CAUCUUCUCUCCGUGCAGGCCCGCACGCUUCUUCAAUAGCCUCACGUGUUCAUCUGGUCAAAGGUAGAUGGGGAGCACAAAGCGUGUGGGUACGUGAGUGCUGUCCGGGGUUACGGUGGUUACUUAAUGGUUUCUAAAUUGGGAUUUUGUCGGUUGUUGGAGGGUGAAUUUAAUGCACUGGCGUAUCCCGGUGGUUGCCUAGUAACGCGCUGGCAGUGGGCGCCGUAGAGAGAUCUCUAUGGUGGGCGCUCCAUUAAAACCGUUGGCGCUCCUGACCUUGGCGUCGUAUAUGCGCAAAGCACACAGACUGUGCAAAGCAGGAGAUAAGAGUAAAGAUCCGUGUGUGUGAUACUGAAACCGGGGAGAUAUUUCACACACACAGGCUCAUCGUCUUAUAGCGACACUGACGGGCAUGGUAUGGAGGAAAUCUCGAGAUGGAGCGCGUAUCAGCUUCUGUAAAAGCAGAUUUGUGUGGACUGCAAUGAAAAGCGGAAGUUGUGGCCGUCCAUACCUGGCUGAGGUGUAUUCGGAUUUGCUAACAGCCGAAGACGCAGUGAGUGAUGUCUGUUUGACAGAGUCCGUGCAGAGGGACUGAGCGGACACUACAGUGUGCAUUAGUGCUGUGCAAGGGCACUGUCCUGCCCAGACCAUGUGGCUGGCUACAUUUAGAGACCAUCUGUUGCCUGCACACCUGCUACAUCAUCAAGGGACUGUAACCAUCACCCACUGUGCUCUUCUUUGGUGGAUACUAUGUUCCUGCUGGUCAUUCACCAAGGCAACAAGCCAGAAAUUCUACCCGACAGUGACCACCCAGUUCGGGAAACUGCGAGGCCUCAGGGUUCCCGUGCCGAGCGAGGUGCUCCGGCCCGUUGAUCAGUAUCUGGGGGUCCCCUAUGCUGCUCCGCCUGUGGGCGAGAAGCGCUUCAUGCCCCCUGAUCAGCCCUCCUCUUGGUCAGGUAUCAAGAAUGCUACCCACUUCAUGCCUGUGUGCCCUCAGAACAUCCACAACACCGUGCCAGAGAUCAUGAUGCCCAUAUGGUUCACCUAUAACCUGGACACAGUAGCCACGUACAUUCAGGAUCAGAGCGAGGACUGUUUAUAUCUAAACAUCUACGCUCCAACAGAGGAUGGGAGCCAACACAGGAAAAAGGGGGCGGCUUUCUCACAUGCUGAGACUCAUAUAUCUGAAGAUAUAAGGGACUCUGAAGCUCGGCCUGUGAUGGUCUACAUCCACGGAGGCUCCUAUAUGGAGGGCACUGGCAACAUGAUGGACGGCAGCGUGUUGGCCAGUUAUGGGAAUGUUGUUGUCGUCACGCUCAACUACAGAAUUGGAAUAUUAGGCUUCCUCAGUACUGGUGACCAGGCAGCAAAAGGAAACUAUGGACUCCUGGACCAGAUUCAAGCUCUCCGUUGGAUCAGUAAGAACAUUGGAUACUUUGGAGGAGACCCUGGUCGCAUUACAGUUUUUGGAUCUGGAAUUGGUGCUUCGUGUGUCAGUCUGCUAACGCUGUCCCACCACUCAGAGGGUUUGUUCCACAGAGCCAUCAUCCAAAGCGGCUCAGCUCUAUCCAGCUGGGCUGUCAACUACCAACCAGUCAAGUACACUCGCAUGCUGGCUGAGAGGGUUGGCUGCAACGUGCUGGACACCGUGGACAUGGUCUCCUGCCUGCAGAAGAAGAGCGCGAGGGAGCUGGUCGAGCAAGACAUCCAGGCUGCCCGAUACCGCGUCGCUUUCGGUCCUGUCAUUGACGGAGACGUCAUUCCGGAUGACCCAGAGAUCCUGAUGGAGCAGGGCGAGUUCCUUAACUAUGAUAUAAUGCUAGGUGUUAAUCAGGGAGAAGGGCUGCGCUUUGUGGAGAACGUGAUGGAUCUGGAGGACGGCGUGUCUGGCAGCGACUUUGACUUUGCAGUAUCAGACUUUGUGGACAGUUUGUAUGGCUACCCAGAAGGCAAGGACACACUGAGAGAGACAAUUAAAUUCAUGUACACAGACUGGGCUGACAAGGACAACCCGGAGACCAGGAGAAAGACCCUAGUGGCCCUCUUCACUGACCACCAGUGGGUGGAGCCCUCAGUGGUGACGGCUGACCUACACGCCCGCUAUGGCUCGCCUACAUACUUCUACGCCUUUUACCACCACUGCCAGAGCCUCAUGAAGCCAGUGUGGUCAGACUCAGCCCACGGAGAUGAGGUGCCUUAUGUGUUUGGCAUCCCAAUGGUGGGCCCAACUGACCUGUUCCCCUGUAACUUCUCCAGGAAUGACAUCAUGCUCAGCGCUGUGGUUAUGACUUACUGGACCAACUUUGCCAAGAGUGGGGAUCCCAACAAACCAGUGCCACAGGACACCAAGUUCAUCCACACCAAGGCCAACCGCUUUGAGGAGGUGGCCUGGUCCAAGUACGACCCCUAUGACCAGCUGUACCUACACAUUGGCCUGAAGCCUCGUAUCCGUGAUCACUACCGCGCCACCAAGGUGGCCUUCUGGAAACACCUGGUGCCCCAUCUCUACAACCUCCAUGACAUGUUCCAUUACUCCUCCACCACCACCAAGGUCACCCCGCUGGAUCCCACCCAGUCCAACGGUAAGAGGUCAGGCAGCACCGGCAGGCCUCCUGUAUCCACUGCCCACAACGACGGCGAAGGUGGGAGGGAGAUGGGCCCUCUAAUCAUGCCAAACCCGAGAGAUUACUCCACAGAGCUCAGCGUCACCAUUGCUGUAGGGGCAUCACUGCUCUUCCUCAACGUCCUGGCCUUCGCUGCUCUGUACUACCGCAAGGACAAACGCAGUCGGCAGGACACGUCCCAGCAGCCCAGUCCCCAGCGUGACAGCAAAGGCAACAACGUGAGCCACACCAACACUAUAGACGAGACCCUGUCCCAGCCAAGGAACCAGUGUGAAGCCCUUCACAAUCCUCUCCACGUCUCGCCCACCUUGGACUACUCCCUGAGCCAGCGCCGCUCCCCUGAUGACAUCCCACUGAUGACCCCUAACAACAUCACCAUGAUUCCCAACUCCCUGAUGGGCCUCUCCAACAUGAGUCCGUACAGCACCUUCCCUGCUGGUUACAGCUCUGCAGGCCUGCCCAGCACCCACUCCACCACUCGGGUAUAACCUGGCAGGAGAUGAGAGGAGAUGGGAAGGAGAGCCGAGACGUACAUAAAACAUGGAAAUGUAAAGCUGUAUUUAGGAUGUGUAGGUAAAAUAGGAUUGAAUAUGUUCGUUCUGUCUUUUCCAAAGGUGUACAACCACCAACAUCCUGCCUUUGCUCUCUCAUAAUAGGAAGUCUAACUGCAGAGUCAUUUUAUAAUAAUCAUUUUCAAAAGCAGGCAAAAAGAAAAAGUGCAUUUCAUUUUCCACUUUGGCUUUUUUGGAACUUUACCUAGCAAGAACUUAGUAUAAUGUUUAUACAGUUGGAUUUGUAUGGGAAGCUUUUUCUUACUCUGUGAUAUCUAUUUUGAUCUCGUGGAACAAAGUGACAUUACAACUCGUGGUGGACAGAGAUGAGAUCUGGGGAAAAGCUGAAAAGCAGUAUUAUUAUUAUGAUUAUUAUUAUUAUCAAGCUAUUUUAUACAUAUUUCUCAUGGUACAUUGCUUAUUAUGAAAAUGUAUUUUUACUGUAAUUACUUUAAAAUGCCUUGUAACUCGCUCACAUAAGGAAUUACUGUGGUAUCAUUACAACAAUGGAUUGAAAUUUUACUGGUCACACGUGGUAAUAAUGUCCAGUUUAUCCAAAAUAUUUCUAUCUAGUAGUGCAAAAUAUAGCACUGCUGUGUGGGUGUGUGUGAUUGGGUACGAGUGUGUGGGUAUGUGCUGAGAAGUGCGCAACAAAAAUGUAAAUUAGGCAUUGUUUGGAAUUAACCAUUCGGUUUUGCAUAUGUAGUGUUGUGUAAUCUAUUGUAGUCUAUUUGAGUAACCUUGCUAUAUUUUUGUUUCACGUGUCAACAAUUUUGCUUAAAUACAUUGUAGGAAUAUAACUUCUGCUUUACUAUAAAAAGAAACUUGCUUAAAAUGUGUUUUCCUACUCCAACCAACUCAUGGUUCUUUUGGCUUGGCUUCUUUGUACAGAAUAAACUUAGACCAACAUUUUAUUUGUCGUUUGUUUAUGAAUACUGUAAGGUCUUCAGAAAGAUAACUGUAAUUGCAUUGUAAUUGUAUGUAUACCAACUCAAUUAUUCACAUUUAAAAAGGAGUUUCAUGAGACUUACAGAUUAUUGCUCCUACUCCAGGUGGUUUGGACCCCGUGCGUACCGAGAUAUAUCCAGGGGUCACUCUUUACUGAAUGGACAUGAUGGACAUCAAGCUUUGAGAUUUGAUUUCUUUGAACCUAUCAUAAUGUUGUUUAAUCUAAAUGAGACACUAUUAAAAGAUUUU
Molecule: messenger RNA, 4372 nt
Organism: Epinephelus fuscoguttatus (brown-marbled grouper)
Lineage: Eukaryota; Metazoa; Chordata; Actinopteri; Perciformes; Serranidae
Gene: nlgn3b
Product: neuroligin 3b
Exons: 7
Coding region: 650-3112 (820 amino acids)
Biological process (GO): modulation of chemical synaptic transmission; postsynaptic membrane assembly; chemical synaptic transmission
Cellular component (GO): synapse; postsynaptic specialization membrane; cell surface
Molecular function (GO): neurexin family protein binding; signaling receptor activity
Source: RefSeq, a predicted model, not a curated record